Malassezia sympodialis ATCC 42132 is the source of this 879-nucleotide messenger RNA. RefSeq lists its product as uncharacterized. Lineage: Eukaryota; Fungi; Basidiomycota; Malasseziomycetes; Malasseziales; Malasseziaceae. The transcript has 3 exons. The coding region runs from base 1 to 879 and encodes 292 amino acids. Gene Ontology annotation, molecular function: protein C-terminal leucine carboxyl O-methyltransferase activity. The record is from RefSeq and is a predicted model, not a curated record. Gene Ontology annotation, biological process: C-terminal protein methylation.
AUGACCUCGGCGCCCGCACUCUCGCUUGGCCGCGCGUACCGGCGGACCAAGGCGCCGUCGUCCUUCGAGGCCGUGCGUGAGACGGAUUCAGAUGCUCUGGUAUCUCGCAUCCAUGCGUGUGAGGCCGGGUACCUUCCGCCCGACGAGUAUGCGCCCCUCUUUGCGCGGCCGGGCCGGCCACACUCGCGGCGCCCGCCCCUGAUCAGUAUUGGCACGUUCCUGCGCGCGCAGCUUGUGGACCGCUACGUCGAUGCCUUCCUUCGCACAGGGUCACUGAAUGGCACAGAGCCCACGCAGGAGCGUGCCGCCAGCGCACGCACGCUGCAUCGCUACAUGGAGCUGGACUUUACGGAGAGUGUGCAGAGCAAGGUCGCGUCCAUCCAGCACCAUUCCGCGCUCGCUGCGCCCCUGGGCCAGGUGCACACCACGUCCCACUCGCUGACGGCGGAUACGUACGCGCUCCUAGGCACGGACCUCAGCACGCUGGCGACGCAGCCGACCGAGUGGGCAGCUAUCGCCGAGCUGCUCGACCCGGCGUAUCCGACGCUGGUCCUUUGCGAGUGCGUGCUCGCCUAUCUCGAGAGGGACGCCGCCGAUGCGCUGCUGACACAAUUCAUGAAGCACGCUCCGCGCGUGAGCGUGCUGUCCUACGACAUGUGCAUCGCCGGCGAUGCACCGCACGUGGACGCCGAGGCAACACGCUUCGGGCAGGUCAUGCUCCAGAACCUCGGCGCGCGUCAGCUCAUCCUGCCUGGCGCCCGUACAUGCACGACGCCCACAGCCGUGGCAGGCGCUGCCGCCCGCCGAGCGCGAGCGAGUCACGCGACUCGAGCAUCUCGACGAGGUGGAAGAACUGGAAAUGCUGUUGGGUCACUAUAG